GAGACGUCGCUGAGCCCGGCGGACUACAUUUCCCAGAAGCCCCAGCGCGGGUUCUGCUUUGUUUUCCUGCUCUGGGGCGGGUUUCAGGGGGUCGCUGGACCACUACAGCCUGAGGCUGCCAGGGAGGCUGUGGGUUUCCCGGGCCGGGCUGAACGGGGAAAUGGUUCCCGCCCGGCCACUCGCGGGUUGAACAGGGGCCGCCCCGGCAGGGUGGCGGCCGGCUGCGGCGCGGUGCACCGGCGCGGAGGGGUGCGUCGUCGUCCUGUCCUGCUGCUGAAUGUCCGUCCCGGAGGAUGAGGAGAGGCUUUUGCCGCUCGCCCAGAGAUGGCCCCGAGCGAGCAAGUUCCUACUGUCCGGCUGCGCGGCCACCGUGGCCGAGCUAGCUACCUUUCCCCUCGAUCUCACAAAAACUCGACUCCAAAUGCAAGGAGAAGCUGCUCUUGCUCGUUUGGGAGACAGUGCAAGAGAAUCUGUCCCCUAUAGGGGCAUGGUACGCACAGCCCUAGGGAUCAUUCAAGAGGAAGGCUUUCUAAAGCUUUGGCAAGGAGUGACACCCGCCAUUUACAGACACGUAGUGUACUCUGGAGGUCGAAUGGUCACUUAUGAACAUCUCCGAGAGGUUGUGUUUGGCAAAAGUGAAGAUAAGCAUUAUCCUCUUUGGAAAUCAGUCAUUGGAGGGAUGAUGGCUGGUGUUAUUGGCCAAUUUUUAGCCAACCCAACUGACCUAGUGAAGGUUCAGAUGCAAAUGGAAGGAAAAAGGAAACUUGAAGGAAAACCACUGCGAUUUCGUGGCGUGCAUCAUGCAUUUGCAAAAAUCUUGGCUGAAGGAGGAAUACGUGGGCUUUGGGCAGGCUGGGUGCCCAAUAUACAAAGAGCAGCUCUAGUGAAUAUGGGAGAUUUAACCACGUAUGAUACAGUGAAACACUACUUGGUAUUGAAUACACCACUUGAGGACAAUAUCAUGACUCAUGGUUUAUCAAGUUUAUGUUCCGGACUAGUAGCUUCUAUCCUGGGAACGCCAGCCGAUGUCAUCAAAAGCCGAAUAAUGAAUCAACCACGAGAUAAACAAGGAAGGGGGCUUUUGUAUAAAUCCUCAACAGACUGCUUGAUUCAGGCUGUUCAAGGUGAAGGAUUCAUGAGUCUAUAUAAAGGAUUUUUACCGUCGUGGCUGAGAAUGGUAAAGUUAGAUUUUUUACUUCCUUUUUUUUUUCCUUUCUUUGUACUUAAAUUAUUUUUAAUCUGUAAGUAUUUUCCCUUUUCUCUUCUGAUUUACAGCAUGGCCCCCAAAUCAAGGUCCUUUCUCUCUUUUAAAAAUUUUUUUUUUGUUUUCUUUAAUCUCUUCUGAAAGUCAUGUUGCCUUCCUUAAUAGAUUAAGGUAAAAUAAAUAAGUUACAUUCAUUAAUGAAUAGGUGGAUAUGUUUUCUGUGGUAUAAAACCUUUGAUAAUCUAUUUAGUUAUAUUUUAAUAUAGUAGUCUGGGAAAGGUAUACAAAUUUUACAGUAGAGACCUUUCCUAUGAAAAUUUUACUCUUUCAAACAAAAUUUGUUACUUUGAUGGCAAAUGUUAUAUUACUCUUUAAUACUUAUUACCACAAAAUUCUGCUUAGUUAGAAACUAUUAUGUCAUUUUUAUUUGGUUUAGGUGUUAUUUUUUUUAUUGACGUGAACUAAGAUAUAGAAUUAGAUGGGUUUAAGUAAUAUAGCAAAUAAAGACAAAGACUCGUGUCUUUUCUAAGUUAGAAAACAUUUGAAAGAAUGUUGAGUUAUGGGUUUAGAAAUUCAAACAAUCAAAAAUUAACAUAAUAUAUUAUAUAUUAUGUUAUAUAUAAUGCCAUAUUUUUAUAUAUACAUAUUUAAUUGAGUACCUAUGCCAUGCAAAGCCCUAUACUCAGGGCUUAGCUUUGAAUAAGAAGCUGUAAGUGAUGAGUGUCAUGGGAAGAGUACAUGGUGCUAUAAAAAUAUACAGCAGAUAAGUACAGCCUAGGCUGGGGGACACAAAAACUUUGCCGGAGAAUGGAUUUUAAAUUGAGAUUUGAAGAAUAAGUAGAACUUAGCCAGGUAAAAAGAACAGAAAGAAACGUUCUCUUUAAAGGGAAAGUUGGAGUGGACAGAAAGCACGAUGAGUUCAGGGAACCGAAGGAAACCCAGCAGGACAAGGCACAGAGACCUGGUGGGGAGAGACAGACAUCAGUGUGGGAAGUCCAUGGGAGCCAGAAGAGUAGUGGCACCAGCCUACAUCAUCAGCAUUUUUAGAGAAAUCAUUCUGGCUGCCAUGUGUAUUGGGAAAAGGCCAGGAAUAGUGAUAACUGAGAGAUAAUGGUGGCUUGAAUGAGAGUAUGAUGUGGGGACAGAUGCUAAAAAAAAUUGGGGUGGUAGAAAGGAAAUGGAAAUAUGACUGAUCUGAUAGGGACGGGGGAAUGUCCCUAUCAGAUAAGGAAAAGUCAGGCUUCAUUCCCAGAUUCCUACUGUGAGCAACUGAUAAUGAUAUAAUUUGCUAAAUAGGGAUCAUUGCAGGGAAGAAGAUUUGGGGGUAAAAUAAGUGGAUAUGUGAUAUUUUGGAUACCUAUAAGGCAUCUGAGCAGAGGUGUCCAGAUGACUAACUUAAUACAUUGGUCUGGAUCUUAGGAGAGAAUACAGGAAUGGAGAUUUAGAUUUGAGCACUGCCUGCAUAUAGAUGGUAAUUGAAGCUUUGGUAAUAAAUAUCAGUAAGGGAUAGUGGGUAUUUAUUUAUUAACAUGAAAUUAAUGGCCAAAGCCCUUGGCAAUAUCUGAUACAAAAGUGUACCAGAGUUAAAAAUUUUUUUUGAUGGUCUUGAUUAUACCUUAAAAUUAUGUCAAAACAAUGGCUAUUUCUUACUGCAAAGGUAGAUUUUGAUUUGGCUUGCAUGAACCAAGCACUAUUAUAGGUGCUGGUAACACUAAGGAAUGAGAGCUUUUGCACUAGAGGGGCUUACAGUGAGAUGUAGAAGUUAAACAUGUAGAUAUUUAAAAUUACAGAAAUAAUAAAUAGUAUUAAAUCACUUGGUAUAUAGCCAAAACUACUAAUCACUUUUAUGGAUUAACUCAUUGAAUUCUCCCAAUAAUCUAUGUAGAAAGUUACUAUCCUAUCCCUCUUUUAUAGAGGAGGAAACAAAAGCAUCAAGAGUCUAAAUAACUUGACCAGGAUAGGGUGGUUAUUAUAAUAACUAGUGGUUCAGGGUAUCAAAUUCAGGCAGCCUGAUGCCAGAGAACCUAGCCUCACUAAGGGGGUUGUAUUAGUGCUCUGCCAGUGAUGUGAGCAGUACUCUCUGGGAAACAGAUAGUAGAGUAAAAAUGGCUGUAACUGUGUUUGGGAAGUCACAAAAGGCUUCACAGUACCGAUAUUUGAUUGGUAGGCAUAUGUCAAGAGAAAUAUGAGGGAGCAACAUGAGCAUAGGCAUCAUGUCAUUGUAGGCCUGUUAUGUUUGAAGAACUGCAGAAAAUUCAGUGUGUCUGGAGAAUAAGUCCUCAGAGAGGAGGUGGAAGGAGACAAGGCUAGAGGAGUACUUAAGGACCAGGUUGGGCAGGACCUUUUUGACCCAGCUGAGUAUUAAUAGUUCAGGUGUAACCCUGUAGUCAACAAGCACCUGUAAUCACCUGUAAUAAGUGUCCUCAUCCUAUAGUCAGCAAGUACCUGCUUAAGCACGAGAGCAAUGUGCUAAGAUUUGUUUGUCAGUGAGAUUACUUUGGAAGCAGUAUAGAACAUACAUCGAAAGCUAGAUUAUAAGAAAGUAAGUUUUAGCAGUGGUCUAGCCGUUAGAUGAUUGUAGAAAUGGAGAGAAGAGAGAUUUUAGGGAGAUUUAUAGUUAACUCCACAGGUUAGUAACUUAUUAUAUGUGGAAGGCAAGGGAAAGCAAAAAUAAAAUAACACUUUUAUGUUUCUAGUGUGGGAGGGUAGGAGAAUGGGUGAGACUAUCGCUGAGAUACAAAAUCAGGGUUGAGAGGAUGAAAGGCAUGGAUAUCCAAGUACAAAGGAUGAGACUACUUAAUCUGACCCAUUCUCUUUAUACAUGAGACGCAGGAAGUAUAAUAUAAAUGACAAAAAAGAGUGCAUAACACAUGCAAGCUCUACAUACAUUAACUAUUUUAAAAAUUUUAUAAGGACCUGGUAGAACAGGUAGUGUUAUCCUCGUUUUUCAGAUGAGGAAACCAUGGCUCAAAGGGUAAGGAACUUGCUCAAGUUCACGUAGCUGUUAUGUUGCAGAGCUGGGAAUGGACUGCAGGCCUAUUCCACUCAAAACCCCAUGCUCCUCCGUAAUACAGACUACUGAGUUGCUCAGGAUCCUGCAGCUAGUCACAGAAGGUUUAAAAGAGACAGUUUGUAGUUAAGAGGUGUAUUACCAGAGAAAGGCUGGCUGACCACCAAACGUGUUGUUUCCUUGUUGAUUUGCCAUAGUAUGUGAGGCUGAGUUCAGAAAUCUGACUCAUCAGCACUUCCAAGUAAAUCGGCCUUGGAAAUACAGAACUCGCCUCAGCUGACUCCAUUGAAACUGAUGGUCAGGCCAGACGAUCUGGCUUAUUCGCAUCUUACAACACAUUUGGCGAGUGAUCCAGAUGCUCAAGUCCUCAGGCCAACAGUGUGUUUCCUCCUAAAUUCAAGUUAUUUGGGAACCCAAGUAAUAAUCAAA
Messenger RNA from Microcebus murinus (gray mouse lemur), 4643 nucleotides. It is a transcript of the gene SLC25A27, whose product is annotated as solute carrier family 25 member 27. The record is from RefSeq and is a predicted model, not a curated record. Lineage: Eukaryota; Metazoa; Chordata; Mammalia; Primates; Cheirogaleidae.